UGCUAGCCGGGCCAGUCAAUCAGCGGCAGAGCUAAGAAGGGCACAACCGUGCAGCCGAGGGCAGUGAGCAGAGCCGAGCUGGGUGGGAGCGCGUUCGCCCGGGUCUGCACCAUGGCACGGUUAAGCUUGCUUGCGCUUCUCUGCACCCUGGCCGCUCUCUGCGCCUCGCUGCUGGCUGCGGAGCUCAAGUCGAAAAGUUGCUCCGAAGUGCGACGUCUCUACGUGUCCAAAGGCUUCAACAAGAACGAUGCCCCCCUCUAUGAGAUCAAUGGUGACCAUUUGAAGAUCUGUCCCCAAGGUUAUACCUGCUGCUCUCAAGAGAUGGAAGAGAAGUACAGCCUGCAAAGUAAAGAUGAUUUCAAGAACGUGGUCAGUGAACAGUGCCAUCAUUUGCAAGCCAUCUUUGCAUCUCGUUACAAGAAGUUUGAUGGUAUGCGAUCUAAGUUGCAUAUAACAGUUGACAGCUCUUUUGUAUGA
This is a messenger RNA of Psammomys obesus (fat sand rat), 477 nucleotides long. It is a transcript of the gene Gpc4, whose product is annotated as glypican 4. Gene Ontology annotation, biological process: regulation of protein localization to membrane; regulation of signal transduction; cell migration. The record is from RefSeq and is a predicted model, not a curated record. Gene Ontology annotation, cellular component: extracellular region; plasma membrane; cell surface. Bases 112 to 477 code for a protein of 121 amino acids. Lineage: Eukaryota; Metazoa; Chordata; Mammalia; Rodentia; Muridae. The transcript has 3 exons.